This is a messenger RNA of Protopolystoma xenopodis, 423 nucleotides long. The record is from the annotation of a GenBank genome assembly. Lineage: Eukaryota; Metazoa; Platyhelminthes; Monogenea; Polystomatidea; Polystomatidae.
AUGGUACGGCCUACUCGACUACCUUGUGGUGCAUACGUGGAUUAUGCUACAUUACAAAAGUUUUGGAGUGCAAGGUCAGGGAACAGGCCUGAUGCAGACAUCCAUAGAUUCGCGGUAGAUCCGUUUACUAUGCUCACGUUGGAUCCAACGUCUCUGAAAAUCGAUGAAGGUUUAGCAAGGAGAUCAAAACGUUACCUGGAAAGGAAAAAGGAAUUGGUUCAGUUUUGCAGACGGCUUGAUCUUUGCUGUCCCGGCGUACCAAUGAAAUUGCCUCUGGAAUUGCAAAGGACAUCUGUUGAAACCAAUUUACAGUCGGAUUAUGACACAGAAGAAAAUGAAGAAGAAGCGAUGCUAAAGAUUAUGUCACGCUUUCCUCACAUCAACGGUAAGAUAUCAAGAGACAAAUCGAGACCUCAGAUAUGA